Messenger RNA from Aspergillus thermomutatus, 1545 nucleotides. Its product is annotated as putative MFS transporter. NCBI's taxonomy places the organism in Eukaryota, Fungi, Ascomycota, Eurotiomycetes, Eurotiales, Aspergillaceae. Gene Ontology annotation, cellular component: membrane. The record is from RefSeq and is a predicted model, not a curated record. Gene Ontology annotation, biological process: transmembrane transport. The coding region runs from base 1 to 1545 and encodes 514 amino acids. The transcript is spliced from 10 exons. Gene Ontology annotation, molecular function: transmembrane transporter activity.
AUGCUGCUUGAGAAGAAGAAGACUGACGAAGACAAGAACGACACAAUCCUAGCAACCAUCUCCGGCAAGGAGGGGGACAUUGAGAAUGGUCACAUUUCUUCGCUGGACGAGGCCGAGCUUUUCCUGCGAGAGCAUGGCAUUUCACAUUCCCAACUUCAGGAGAUGCUCGAUGAUCCCGUUAAAUCUCGGAGGAUUAGAAGGCGGGUUGAUUUGAUUCUUCUGCCUCUUCUCUGUGGUACAUACGCCUUGCAAUAUAUCGACAAGCAGGCCCUCUCCUACAGUGCAGUCUUUGAUCUUUUCAAAGAUGCCCACAUCGAUAGUAAUGAGUAUAGCUGGCUCGCCAGCAUUUUCUACUUCGGUUAUCUCUUCUGGGAGUAUCCUGCGAAUAUUAUUGCCCAGCGACUUCCCGUCGGAACUGUAAUCUCAUGUUUUGUUGUCGCCUGGGGAGCAGUCCUCAUGAUAACGGCCAGCUGCAACAAUUUCACCGGCAUGGCUAUCUGCCGCUUUCUCCUCGGUUGCUUUGAAGCCCCGAUUACUCCCUGCUUCAUGAUGAUCGUUGCCAUGUGGUAUCUGCGGCAGGAACAGCCUUUCCGAGCUGGAUGUUUCUACUGCUGCAAUGGCAUUGGAUCAAUGCUCGGUGGCUUGAUAACGUUUGCUAUUGGCCAGCUACAUGGGUUUCCUGUCUGGAGAGCAGUGUUCCUCAUCUGUGGCGGUGUCACGGUGCUCUGGGGAGGCAUUUUGCUCCUCUUCCUUCCAAACAGCAUUCUGUCCGCCAAGCGAUUCACGAUCGAGGAAAAAAUACUGCUUAUCGGAAGAGGAAAGCAGAACCAGACGGGCAUUCUCAACCGUUCGAUCAAGUGGUACCAGAUCCGAGAGGCAUUCAUCGAUCCCCAAGUCUGGCUCGCGUUCCUUUUUGUCUUGUUCAAUGAGACGAGUAACGGAGGUGUUGCUAAUUUUGGCAAACUUAUCAUCAAAGGACUGGUCUCCAGUCCUCUCCUGACCACAGCCCUAGGCAUUCCACAAGGAGCGUUCCAGGUCUUCUUUAUUCUUUCAGGGACCUACCUCUCCUCGCGCUUCAAGAAUAUCCGCACAAUCAUCAUGGUCAUCUACCUCAUACCCACCGUGAUCGGCGUGUGUCUACUCUGGCAGCUGCCGCGAACCAAUCGCUACGGGGUCCUCUUUGGCUACUACAUCAUCGGGUCAUAUGUUACCUCCCUCGUCCUCUGCCUCCAAAUGCCCUCGAGCAACACAGGCGGCUACACCAAACGAGUCACCGCAACCGCCCUCGUUUUCCUCGCAUACUGCGUGGGAAACAUCGUCGGUCCGCAUGCCUUCCUGGCUGAAGAAGCACCCGUCUACGCGACCGGAUGCAAGCUCAUUCUGGCAUGUGCGCUGGGCCAGAUGGCGUGCACUAUAGCCUUACGAGUGUUGUUGAUCAGACGAAAUACGCGGCGAGACGCUGAGGGCGCUGACGCGCCUGGAGAUGAGCAGGUUCUGGCGGACUUGACGGAUUUCGAGAAUCCUCGGUUUCGAUAUGUCGUCUAG